This is a messenger RNA of Oncorhynchus tshawytscha (Chinook salmon), 876 nucleotides long. Its product is annotated as leukotriene B4 receptor 1-like. The record is from RefSeq and is a predicted model, not a curated record. NCBI's taxonomy places the organism in Eukaryota, Metazoa, Chordata, Actinopteri, Salmoniformes, Salmonidae. Gene Ontology annotation, biological process: G protein-coupled receptor signaling pathway; immune response. The coding region runs from base 1 to 876 and encodes 291 amino acids. Gene Ontology annotation, molecular function: G protein-coupled receptor activity. The transcript has a single exon. Gene Ontology annotation, cellular component: membrane.
AUGAACUCCUCCAGCAACUCUAGCUUGGACUCCACCUCCCCGGAUUCGGGCCGCCUGAUUUCGAGCACCGUCCUGGGGUUGUGCUGUGCGCUGGGCCUCCCUGGUAACAUAGGUGUCCUGGUGGUCAUCCUGCACCGCACGUCCCGACGCCCCAACUUCACCCUGUGCCUCAUGCUGAACCUGGCUUCCUCCGACAUCCUGUGCCUGGCCACGGUGCCCGUGUGGAUCUAUACUCACCGGCAAGGCUGGACUCUGGGCCGUGCUGCAUGCAAGUUAGCCACCUUCCUGCUCUACCUCAGCCUGUAUGCUAACGUGCUAACGGUUACUCUACUCGGUGUCCAGCGCUACCUCCAGGUCCUCUACCCGCAGAUGUGGAACAGGCUGGGGCGCAAGGGGGAGGCGGUGCUGCUCCUGGCCCUGUGGGGGCUCGCCUGUGCCCUGACUGCCCCCGCAGUUGCCACUCGCGAUGUGCGUGAUGGCGAGCUCAAGUGCCAGCGACACACGGGCUCCGAUGCUGAAAGAGUUGCUGUCCUCGUCUUGGAGAACCUUUUAGGGUUUGUGAUUCCGCUCUCUGUGCUGGUCACGUCCUACUGCCGCCUCCACCGGCGGGUGAACCAGACGGCGCUGUUCAGCAGUGCCAAGAUGACGCGGCUGGUCACCAGUGUGGUGGUCGCCUUCUUCAUCUUCUGGAUCCCUGUGCACAUUGUCAAUGUGGACAUCGCCGGCAUUGUGCUGCAGACUUCCUGGCCAGAGGCAUCGGCAGCGCUGCUGAGACACAGAAGCGUGGCAGCGCGUGUUGUCCGGAGCUUUACGUUUUUUAACAGCUGCCUGGACCCCUUCCUGUACGCCUUCGCCUCGCGGAGGAUCCGUGAGUAG